Molecule: messenger RNA, 941 nt
Organism: Chionomys nivalis (European snow vole)
Lineage: Eukaryota; Metazoa; Chordata; Mammalia; Rodentia; Cricetidae
Exons: 7
Coding region: 1-801 (266 amino acids)
Source: RefSeq, a predicted model, not a curated record
AUGGGGGAGGCUCAGGAGAAAGGGGAGGGUGCGAGCCAGUGUGCGCGCGCAGGAGUCCCGCCUCCCGGCGUCUGCGGUUGGCUGUCGCCCAGCGAAGGAAGCGGAAAUGGAGGGGAGGGAGGGGCGGGCCGGGCUCCGCCGCGAGCCCAUUGGCCGCGGCCGUCCCGUCGCCUCGCGCUAUUGGGCGGGCGCCGUCGUGCGUCAGCCUGCGCUUCGGGCCGCAGACCGGACCGCUGGCUCGCUAGCGCCGGCCGGUUCCCGCAGGGAGGGUUCCCGCAGCCGGCUGGCGGAGCGGGCGGCGCCGCGUCUGGCCGAACGCGGGCCGGAGCAGGGCGGAGCGGCGACGACGGGCGGCGCCAGGCCCGACCACCGGGAGGAAACAUGCCUUCUGAGUCCUUCUGUUUGGCUGCCCAGUCUCGACUUGAUUCCAAAUGGUUGAAGACAGAUAUCCAGCUCGCAUUCACAAGAGAUGGACUCUGUGGUCUGUGGAAUGAAAUGGUUAAAGAUGGAGAAAUUGUGUACACUGGGACAGAGUUAACCCAGGAUCAAGAACUCCCUUCUAGGAAGGAUGAUGGUGCUGAUACUCAGAAUGGAACCAAGAAAGAAGAUCUUACUGACAAAGAGAAGAAGGAGGAGGAAGAGAUGCCUGCACCCGUGUAUAAAGUCAAAUCAAUCCUGGAGAGUUGGGUGUGGGGCAAGCAACCAGGGUAUUUAUUUCUUUUAUCUUGUCUUCAAUGCCUGAGAUUCUAUCUUUCAUCCACUCUGUUGGUCCUACUUGUGACAGUGUUGAGGAGGACAUGAGUGCUUCUGCCCGGGGAGCCUCUGCUUCAGUGUUGGAGGAAACAAGGAAGGAAACCGCUCCUGUUCAGCUCCCUGUUUCAGGGCCAGAACUGGCUGCUAUGAUGAAGAUUUGAACCAGGGUCAUGAGAGGCGUGGACUGG